UCAGCCUCAGCAUUGAGGGAGGUUUAGAGACCAGCGCUAUAGACUUACUCAUCUAAAUCAAUGCCGUUUACUGACGGAUAGACACCUUGAUACAGAACAAAUAUAUCUUGAGCGACAAGGACUGUAAGGAUGUCAUCCCAGCGUUCAGAGUGCAGAGAUCUUAGGUUUGAUCCCUCCAUACCAGGCUUGGCAUCGUCAACAGCUGCCCAGGGCUGGAACUGGCAGCAGGGGCAGCCAGGCAGUCUGCAAUCCUCCAGACUGUUAGAGGACGACAAGCAGGACCUUUUCACCAAGUCGACAGCAGUCAGCCAGGAGGUCGACCAAUGGGUAACCAGUCACCAGAGCAGCAGGGGUGGGAAGAAUUUGGGCAGUGCAGCAGAAAGUCCCACAAGCGUCUCAAGCUCUCCAUCACCCGCGUCUUCAGGGAAAGACCUUUCCACCAAUGGGGUGACAUCAGGACUUUCACCAAGGAGUGGCAUCUUGACAUCUUCAGACAGAGUUUGGGAUCCACCCCCCAGCAUCUUGAAAACAGGCCUCGCACCAAAUUAUUGCGUGAUUGGCGUGGUGAAUGACAGCUAUGUCGAGGGUGAAGUUGAGGGAAAUGCAGGAACGCGCCCACCCAUGUCACCCCCCAUGCAACAGAGCCGAGUUGUCCAGCGCACAAUGUCAGACAGUACCCACCUGACAGUGCCUGCUAGCCUUCAGCUGCCCGAUAAAUAUCCAGGCAAAGAUGUGCCGCCACCUCAGACCGCCAUCAAAUACUUCACCGUAGAGGACAAACAGAGUGUUCCGCCAUCCAUGAGCAUCCCAUCAGCCCCUACUACAAAGAAAGAACAACCUGCUGGUGUGCCACAGAGUUCUCAAAGGAUACAGUUACCAUCACAGCCAUCGGGAAGCGGAAAUGUGGUUUCAUCUCCUGAGAUUCAGUCUAAAGCUGUCUGUAAUGUGAAAGAAGAUAAGACAGCCAAAGAGAAAAUGGAGAAGGUUGAAACUGCUCUGAAGAUGGGAAACAUCAACAUAACUGAGAAGCAGGACAAGCCUGAGAAGACUGAUCACCUGGAAAAGAAAGAUGAGAUCACAAAGAAAACAGACAGUGUGGAUAAGACUCAGAAGAGUGAGAAGAUCAUCAAAGAUGAGAAGAAAGUCGAGAAAGAGGAGAAACAGGAUAAUAAAGCUGAGAAAAACCAGAAGGUUGAGAAAGUAGACAAACCUGAGAAGACAAACAAGGAGAAAGAGGAGAAGAAGGACAAGGGAGAAAAAAUGGACAAGACAGCCAAAGCUGAGAAAAAUGCAAUGACUGCUAAAGGACCUGCUAAGUCUCCGACAGCUAAUGGGAGAAAGGAGGUGACCAGUCCAGAUAAUAAGCCCAAGCCUUCAGUUGGGUCAACCAAACAAAGCUCAGCAAGACCAAACUCGCUGUCCACUGGAGACAGUGCAGGUGCCACCAAGCGCAUCUCUCCCACCACCAACUCUGCCAAUAAAAAAAGCCCUGUGCCCAAAGCCUCAACCCCCACUGCUGGCACCAAGAAAAUCCCCACCACCUCAACUACUCUUGAGACUAAGGCCAAGUCUUCUGAAACAGCAACCCAGCGUCGCCCUCCAGUGCAAAAGGCUAAAGCUGCAUCUGCUACAAACUCUAAAAACAGCACUAACACCCCAACUACCACCUCUGCUCAACGCUCCUCAGCUACAAAGACUGAAAGCCAAGCAGGAGAGGUGAAAAAGACAAGUGCAAAGAAAACACCAGGGACAACUCGCACACCAUCCUCUGCCACCAGUACAGCAGCCACCAAUGGGACCCCGACCCCUCGUCCCUCCCGUAUCACCAAACCCCCCGUACCCAAGCAGACUCCCCUAGAGAGGAAGCCUCCUGUACCACGAGCCCCUCGAAACAUCCGGCCCACCAACGCACCACUACCGGAUCUAAAAAAUGUGCGCUCCAAGAUCGGUUCCACCAAUAACUUGAAGUACCAACCUGGAGGAGGCAAGGUCUCUGCAGCCCAGGGCAAGACCGAUGCUCUGCCAAAGACCAGCCAGGGCAAAGUUCAGAUAGUCCACAAAAAGCUGGACUUCAGCCAUGUUACCUCCCGAUGUGGCUCCAAGGACAAUAUCAAGCAUGUUCCUGGUGGAGGAAAUGUUCAGAUUUUAAAUAAAAAGGUUGACUUGAGAAGAGUUACCUCUAAAUGUGGAUCCAAGGACAACUUAAAGCACAAGCCAGGUGGUGGUGAUGUGAAGAUUGAAUCCAAUAAAAUAAACGUCAAGGCCAAGUCCAAAGUGGGAUCCAUGGACAAUGUAGGCCAUGAACCAGGUGGUGGCGAUGUCAAGGCUGAGGGGCUUCAGCAGAAAUCUGAGGGAAGCCCAUCUCCCCCCAUGCAGGCAGGUAAUGGGGCAAAAGAGAAUGGGCUGAAAGAGAAUUCUCAUGCUCCCAUAUCUUCUUUGGGAGAGGGACCCCGGGACUCCCAGGGUUUGGACAAGCGUAUCACUGGGACAAAUUGAGUCCUACAAGUUGAACUUCUGCGAGAAUGCACGAGCUCGCAUGGACCACGGCGCUAAAAUCAUCUCCUGGUCCCCCCCUGAGUGGCAGCCACCCCCACCCACAUCGCAGCACCUCUCUCAGUGUGUCUCUGGGGUCCGCCAUGUCCUCACACCCAACCCAGCUUGUCCCAUUCACUCAGCUAUGAGAUGGGUGCAAACCAGUACACUAGCAGGAGAAGGGGUCUGAUUUGUAACACAGCCUGUCCCUUUAAAACCUAGCUUAUUGUAUCAUUUAAAGUUUUCAUAGCUUUUCUUUGCUGGGAGAACACCCAUGAGAUCAUGUUUAGGGAAAGACCCAGACUCUGGCUUAAUUUACAGCACUUCUUUUCGAAUGCAGGGUUUGGUUUGAGGCUAGGUUUGAGAAGUUUUCAGGGGCUUGUUACAUAAAAGGGUUUAGAUUAGUCUUACAAGUUAUUCAUCCAAAUUAUUUCCUUUAAGACUGACCUUUUUUUUUUAUUACAAUUUGUUUUUUCUUUUAAGUUAAUAGUAAAUCAUAGAUUAGUCUUAGUUGAAUCCAAAAAUAAGAUUGAUUCCCCCGUUCCCAACUGCUAGUUGGUCAAACUCGUACUUAAGACAUGUUCUUAACAUAGAGGCUGAGUUUAUGCAAUUGGCCCCAGAUAGUUGGAGAUGCAGUAAUAGAUUCUCCAGCCACGUAGCUCUUAUUGUCAUCUUUGUUAACACAGCAUUUUGUACAUCAGCACCAGAAUUUCCUUCUAGACUUCAUAUGAGCAAGCUAUCCCUUAAACAGACCAAAAUUUAAGACAGCACCCUCUUUUCUGUCUGUAUCUAUUUGGCAGUAGAUGUUCUCCAAUGGGAACCCCAGAACUCACUUGAGAUGUAGCUUAUUACAUCAUAUUAUGGCAGUUAAGCUCCCUGUAUUGUCAGUAUGUCUUAAAUCCCAGUCAAAAGGGAUGAAUCAGCCGCCAUCCAUCCAUCCAUCUGCUUCCUUUUCUCCACUGACCCUGUCCACCUCACAUGAAUUAUAUCCCCCGCUCUCCCUCAGUAUUUAAAUGAGCACUUAAUCAUUUGAAACGUAUAGGUUGUUCAAACAAUAGCAUAUUUAUAACUUCAGUGAGUUUUCUGUAUCGUGCUUGCGUAAAUUCCUGUAACGAUGAGCUGUAUCAUAAUAAUGUCUAACCAUCUGAUUACAUAAUCCACUUCCCAUUUCUUUCAAAGCAUCCUGUGAACUAAUAAGACACAAAAACACAUGACACACAUAAACUACAGCAUGAUACAGGAAGAGAAAAAGAAAGUGGAACGCAAACUAAACAGACAGAAUGGAAAGGAAUAUAGAUGGAUAAAGAAAGAAGUCAGAAUGUUCAAAUGGAAAUGCACUUACACUCCGUAUUAAAGGUCAUGGUUAUUUGCACAAAGGUCCAAAUCAUCUACACUUUGAAUUAAAUAUUGUACCUCCAAAUCCCAAAAGUAAACAACUGAACAUAUGAACAGUCAUGUGCGAGGGCCCAUUACAUUAACAGUAAGUAUAGCCGGAAUAUUUAUUCAGUGGCAAUUGAUAAAUUGUUGUCUAUAAAUUACUAUUUAAUCAAACCUAGUAGUAAAUGCUAUUUGGUUUUCUUAAGUGACGUAUUACAAGUAGUUGAAUAUCAUAGUUUUAAAAUCUCCAAACCUGGGCUGCUUUUUUGAAACUCUUCACUAGUGACACUGUUUAACAGUGAAUUUGUGGGCACUUUAUUGGUAGUGAUAUUACUGUAAUUUAGCUGCACAAUGCCUUUUUGCUGUUGUUGGUUAAAAGGUGAUGUUUGUAUGAAGGGUUUGUUUCACUACAUGUUGUGAAAUAUAUAAAAUUCCUGGUAUUUUACUGUGACGUCAUGGUAGAUCUUUGAUGGUGGUGAUGUUGUAACAUCAAAGAAAAUCCCACAUAAAACGGAACAACAGAGACUAGGAAGUAAAAAAUUAUGCAAAUAUCCUAUGAAAUAAUUAGCUGAUGAGCAUUUGAAAUGCACUUUAUGGUGGAUGUUUUAUACUAGAAAGAGAACGGUAAGAUUGAGCAGAUUUUCCUAAAUUUUAUCCCCUUAAGAAGAGUCCCAGUUCUUCAAAAAUCGAAAACGUACCUGUAUCUUACAGAGCAGUCUAUAAAUACAGUUUGUGUAAGUGUGAGCAAGUGUGUUUAGUGUAGAACAGUUGCGCUUGGCCAAGCUGUCAUGUCUGUAGUUCCUUUUGUGAUUAUUGUGUCAGGGGCUGUGCCAGUAAACUUCAGUGUUGUACUCUUAACACGGUGAUCAUAACUUGUCAUGCCUUUAGACAGCUCUAUUUUGUCAUUAUAAUGAAUGAACACUCUCACAGUAAGUACACUUCUCACGUCCCCCGCACCAGUCCGCUCAAUGCAGUUUUGUAAAUACACGUGUCACACUUUAUACCCCACAGGAGGACAACGCUUGAUUGGGUUGUAUAGAGAAGCAAAGUGAAUAUUUUGCAAUAUUUCUCCAGACAGUAUUUUAUUCUUUUAAGUGAGUCUGCCUUUUUUUUCUUUGAAAAAAAAAGGGCUGGCAAACAAGAAUGUUUUUCAAAUGUAUUGUAUUCAGAAAGCAAAGAAUAUAUAUAAUGUGUGUAACUUUUUCUCUGUCAUCACAGGUCACAUACUAAAAAAAUGUAAUCAAUAGUAGGAGUGUGAUUUGAUUUGGCCUAUGGAUGGAAAAACUCAAAGGACUCUGAGGAUGUCCUUCUGUAUAAAAAAUGUGCAGCAUUCUGGUAAUGACUUGAGUAGCAUCUGUCAGAAUGCAGAAAGUGGGUCGAAAGGUUAGAGGUAAUAAGUAACCACAGGAACAAUGAUUCUGCCCACAAACUUUUCCUGACACAAAGACUUGUUUGGAUGUCCAUGCAACACAUUUGUAUGAUACUGUAACUGGUAUACUAAUCGGCAUGUCUAAAAGCAAAAAGAGCACUCAAAUUAGGCAGCAAAAGUGUGCCCCUAUUGUGUUUGUUAGGACUCAGUGGGUGUACUUCCCAUAAAACACAUCGAAAGAGCAUGCUGACAACAAUGGACUACAGACAUAAGUCCUAAAUUGGAUUUAAUCCUUCCCCCUGAUUUAAGAAGUUUUUGUUAGGUUUGUUUUUUUUUAUGAAAAGAGGUCAUUGUGAUUAAUUGUUAUCUAUUGAUGUGGAUAUUUAUUCAAAUAAAGAAACAAGCAAAA
Messenger RNA from Carassius gibelio (silver crucian carp), 5687 nucleotides. Its product is annotated as microtubule-associated protein 4-like. Lineage: Eukaryota; Metazoa; Chordata; Actinopteri; Cypriniformes; Cyprinidae. The record is from RefSeq and is a predicted model, not a curated record. Gene Ontology annotation, molecular function: microtubule binding. The coding region runs from base 130 to 2496 and encodes 788 amino acids. Gene Ontology annotation, cellular component: neuron projection. The transcript is spliced from 12 exons. Gene Ontology annotation, biological process: microtubule cytoskeleton organization; neuron projection development.